Molecule: messenger RNA, 1824 nt
Organism: Nomia melanderi (Alkali bee)
Lineage: Eukaryota; Metazoa; Arthropoda; Insecta; Hymenoptera; Halictidae
Gene: Fkbp14
Product: peptidyl-prolyl cis-trans isomerase Fkb14
Molecular function (GO): peptidyl-prolyl cis-trans isomerase activity; calcium ion binding
Source: RefSeq, a predicted model, not a curated record
CACGGCACAGCUACGACUCAGUUGCUCACGAGCAUUCGGCCAGCGCGCGAACCGAGAGUCAGACCCCGUGCACGUAACCAGCGAUCAUACAAUAAUGUCCGCCCGUACCGGCACCAACAGCGGCGCGAGUAGUGUUGUGCUCGCGGCCACCCGUAUGGUGAUACUCGUGUUCGCCGCGCUGAUCGUUCUCGCCCGAGCGGACCAGAACAAGUCCGAGCUGAAGGUCGAGAAGGCCUACGUCCCGGAGGUAUGCGACACCAAGUCAAAGAUCGGGGACCAGCUGACGAUGCACUACACCGGCACGCUGCUCGACGGCACCAAGUUCGACUCAAGUUUGGACAGAGAUCAGCCGUUCACAUUCCAGCUGGGAGUCGGCCAAGUUAUUAAAGGCUGGGACCAGGGAUUGGUUGAUAUGUGCGUGGGCGAAAAGAGGAAGUUGACCAUACCGCCGGCGCUUGGUUACGGCGAGAAGGGUGCCGGAAACGUAAUUCCUGGAGGCGCGACGCUGUUGUUCGAUGUUGAGCUGAUCAACAUCAGCGACUCGCCGCCAAGCACCAACGUGUUCAAGGAGAUCGACACCGACCACGACAACCAAUUGUCCCGCGAGGAGGUGAGAGCAAUGAUGAGCGAAUACCUGAGGAAGCAGGUGAUCGAGGCGGAGCAGGGCAUCGAGAUCGCGGACCACGACAAGCUGGUCGAGGAGAUCUUCCAGCACGAGGACAAGGAUAAGAACGGUUUCAUCUCGCACGACGAGUUCAGCGGGCCGAAGCACGAUGAGCUCUGAAGUCAUCGUGCCGCGUCGCCGCGUCUCCGUGCACCGCGCCGGCCUCAUCGUCGGCGUCGUGCGCCGCGCCACCACGUGUUCGCCGCCUCGCCGGACCCAGCCGGCUCGUCCUGUCCGGUCCGCGACCACCGUUGAACGCGAAGCCUGCCCCGGUGUGUGUGCCCAACGUCGAUCCGUGUUUCUCUCCUCGUCCGCAAGGACCCCAGGGUUCGGGAGGAGCCCCGUGACUCCGCCUCGCGAUGUACUGAAAAACAGUUCGCCGAAAGAGUCCCGGGCCCACCCGCGAGAAGAGAAGCGACCGGGGAACAGCGGACCUCUACUUCGACCGGGGAUUUUCUCUCGCAACGCCGAACCGACACGACGCGACGAACGCGCGCAGUGCACUGCGCCUCCGACGCGUUCCUCGCUUGGAAGCCGACGGUUUUAUUUUCCCAUUUUUUCUCAAUGAUCCCAACGCCGAAUCGAGACCAGCCAGUUCGAGAAAGGAACUUUCGUGGAACGAGUCUCUCGGUCGGUCGCGAGGGGGAAUUGAUAAACCCGAGAGUUCUUCGGUGUUCCUGGACCAGUCGUGUUGGCCGAUGCUGGAGGGGCUAGGACAGACUUCUUUUGGUGUUCUCCGAUUGCCGAUGAUUCCUCCUGUUGAACGAAGAGCUUUCAUAGCCACGGGGGAGAUCGGACGUGUAUUCGAAGCGGGUUCCUCGGGUUCCCGGCCGGAGGAGCAUUCCUACAGCCGCGAUGAUCCCCCGCGAACGGGGGUUGGGUAGAUUCUUUGCGAUUCGAGCGAUUGAAAUCCUGGUGCGGAGCGAGGCUCUUCUACGCGGAUCAUCAUUGUAUUGAAUAUACAUAUAAAUAUAUAUAUUAUAUAUAUUAUUAAUACUAGGAUAGCGUUAAUUAAACCGCAUCGCCGUAAACGGUGCUAAUGAAUCACGCGAAUCGUUCUGUCCCCCUUUCGAACGCUUUUUAAUCCACCCCCGUUUACUCUGAACACAUUUCCUGUUUGACGCUUUGCCUGUCGAUGAUCGUUCGAUGGUUCGUUAAUA